Messenger RNA from Malurus melanocephalus (red-backed fairy wren), 4777 nucleotides. RefSeq names its product sterile alpha motif domain containing 8 (gene SAMD8). The transcript has 7 exons. Gene Ontology annotation, biological process: ceramide biosynthetic process. Gene Ontology annotation, cellular component: endoplasmic reticulum membrane; Golgi membrane. The coding region runs from base 332 to 1576 and encodes 414 amino acids. The record is from RefSeq and is a predicted model, not a curated record. Gene Ontology annotation, molecular function: protein binding; ceramide cholinephosphotransferase activity; sphingomyelin synthase activity. Lineage: Eukaryota; Metazoa; Chordata; Aves; Passeriformes; Maluridae.
GGCGCUGCGCGCCCGCUUCCGGACGGGGGAUGGGGGGUGGCGGUGGCCGCSGCCGCCGCCGGGGAGAGGCGCAGGCAGAGGCGCAGGGAGGGCGCGGAGGAGCCGCAGCGCCCAGAGCCGGCUCGGCGGCACCGCCACUCGGCGGCAGAGCUCCCUCGUGCAUCUGGACACGGUGUCUGUGCCACCUCCACAGAGCAGCUGAUCAUGCUGUGCUCUGGAGUGGCAAGAGCUCAGAAGACAUUUCCUGGCAUUUAAAUGCCCCUCCUGUUUGGUAGGGGGUGCCUCUUGCUGGAUAUCAGAGGUCAGUGUGACUGGUGGAUAGAGAGGGAGGAUGGCAGGCAAUAACCAGCUUUGCAUUCGACGUUGGACUACCAAGAAUGUGGCCAAGUGGCUGAAGGAAGAAGGCUUCUGUGAAUAUGUGGAUGUUUUGUGCAAUAGACACAGGCUAGAUGGAAUUACACUGCUGACACUUACUGAGUAUGAUUUACGAUCCCCUCCUCUGGAAAUCAAAAUCCUGGGGGAUAUCAAGAGGCUGAUGCUGUCCAUACGCAAACUGCAGAAGCAGCAUAUUGACGUCCUGGAAGAGCUGGGUUACACCAGUGACGGUCACGCCGGCAUUGUGUGCCCAAUUGGUUCGCUACAGGGUGCAGAUUGGUUUUGUAAUGGUGAAGUACCUCGGGACUAUGAUGGACUAAUGACUGACUUGAAUGGUGAUCAGUAUCAGUACACAAAUGGAAAAAACAAACAUGCCACACGAAGGCUGGACCCAGAGUACUGGAAGACAGUUUUGAGUUGUGUGUAUGUCUUCAUAGUGUUUGGCUUCACAUCAUUUGUUAUGGUGAUAGUCCACGAACGAGUACCUGACAUGCAAACAUAUCCACCUCUGCCAGACAUAUUUCUAGAUAGCGUCCCUAGAAUACCAUGGGCUUUUGCUAUGACUGAAGUAUGUGGUGUAAUUCUUUGCUACAUUUGGCUCUUGGUUCUUCUGCUUCACAAACACAGAUCUAUACUUCUGCGCAGGCUGUGCAGCCUCAUGGGGACAGUGUUUCUAUUACGUUGCAUCACMAUGUUUGUUACCUCACUCUCCGUGCCAGGCCAGCACUUGCAGUGUACUGGAAAGUUGUAUGGCAAUGUUUGGGCAAAACUCCAGCGGGCAUUUGCAAUAUGGAGUGGCUUUGGAAUGACUCUGACUGGAGUACAUACRUGUGGAGAUUACAUGUUCAGUGGUCACACUGUCGUCCUGACCAUGCUCAACUUCUUUGUCACAGAAUAUACGCCAAGGAGCUGGAACUUCUUGCACACCUUGUCCUGGGUCCUGAAUCUCUUCGGAAUCUUCUUCAUUUUGGCUGCACAUGAACAUUAUUCUAUAGAUGUCUUCAUUGCCUUUUACAUCACUACAAGACUCUUUUUGUAUUACCAUACAUUGGCUAAUACUAGAGCAUAUCAACACAGUAGGAGAGCAAGGAUAUGGUUUCCAAUGUUUUCGUUCUUUGAAUGCAAUGUUAAUGGUACUGUUCCCAAUGAGUACUGCUGGCCUUUUUCAAAACCUACUAUACUAAAAAGAUUAAUAGGUUGAAGAUUGUGUGGGUCAGUUSAGAUUUUUAUGAAGCAUUAUGACUAAGAUCCUACAAGGCGAGCUACAAGGGAGAGGUCAAGUAACAUUUUUCACUCUGUGAUCUCCUCCCUUGCCUUGUUUCUUAGAUUCUUAGCCAUAAAAUGGGGCUACAGGGAURUGUUUUGUUUUCUCUUUGUGAAAAUAGAAAACAAUGCAGGGAUGGGUAAAGGCUAUUCAGUGAAGCACGARUAUAAACCAGAAUACUGUUACCCUUGGUAAGGUUCUGUGUGAAUGUUUAUGGAAUGCUAAUCUCAAAUAUGUGCUUGUUUUGAAUAUAAUACACCCUUUACAGGUCCAGAUUAUCUCUGUUACCCAAGUACCAGCCUUUACAAAUACUGACAAAAAAAUCGAACUUUAUGAAGCCUUUAUUUUAAAACAGUCAUAAAUGUAAUUUUCAAAACAAACUGUCUAUACUUAAAGAUUGAGGAAGUCUGUGUUAUAAUGAAGAAAGCAGUAUAGUUCCUUGCUGAGAGGGUCUCUUAACUGUUAAAUUACAAGUCUUGACAGUAUAAAUGGUCUGCAUACAGGUUGCCAAAAACAAAAGUCUGCCUUGUGGCUGUGCAGUGAUGAUAUUUUUUUAAUGAGAACUUCUUUAGAAUAGUCUUUCAGUUGUCUUUAUGGUUGUUCUAGCACUUGGAAGUUUUCCCUUUUGUGUUUAAAUGAGUUAAAGUGGAACAUCCACUGAAAGUAAACUUAGCUUUAGUGAAUUUAAAGCCACAAAAUAACUUUAGUGUGGUCUUAAUUGCUUUAUACCCAAACCCAUGCAUGCUUUUCAAGAGCAGUUCUUUAACAUUGGAAAAACAGAACAGUUGUCUUCUUGUAUCUUACUGUCCUGUAAAUGGAUGGGGAAAAUGCAUGUAGUAACUCUUCCAGGAAUAGUAACAAUAGUGAGUAUUGGAAAUAGUGCUCAUGUUGAUGUAUGUUUUAGCACUCUGGUGUCAACAAUAUGAUGAAUAUCUCUGGAUAUAUAUAUGCACAGUAUAUUUGUUUAUAUAUAUAUGUUUUUCUAGCAAGUAUGAAAAGAGACUAGUUCUUAAAUUAAGUCAUUUACUACACUGAAAGACAGAAGUACCAUARACAGUUGAGUUUUGCUUGUUGAAAAAACCAAGCCACCACCCACAACAAAAUCCCCGAAGACCUCAGACCAACACUCCAAGUCCAUAAUGCAUAAGCAAGGGUCACACAAGGGUUGGUGAUCUCUURGGUGGUGGAUUGUAAGGGGACAUACUAAUGUUGUCUGUGGAAACUUGAAAUUAGAAUUGUUCUAAAUGAAAACUGAUAGGUACAAGGUACAAAUCAUAAAAAUGGUGUAGACCUUUUAAUUUGGUUAUUGCAAUUUCAGAACAGGUAAGAGAUGCAAAAGGUAGUGUAAGUCAGCUUUAGAAAGUUACACAAAGCAUUUCCAACUUGGUACAAGCUGACUAAAUGGGCACAAUGUACUUGUGUGUGCAUAGAAAUGAAUCCAUUUGGAAUUGGCAAGGUUUUGUAUUUGGAGUCUUGUAACCUGCUGUGGGCUACUCCUUGCUAUUUGUUCMUUUUAUAAACCUUGAUUGUACUAACUUAACUACCUUACACUCUUCGUAAUAUAUUACUUUUAUAACUUAAUUUAGCUCCUGUUCCACAGAGGAAUUAUGAAUCUUGGACUMUCUCUGCCAACUGUAUCGAGCAUAUGUACAUUGUACUAUUCCAGAGAUUUUUAUAUUUGUAACAUUCCAAUUUUUUARCAAAAUUGCAGGUUUAUUACUAUAUUGUUCAAUCUACUGCAGUCUGAUGGCUCUUGCCAUCCAAAUUGGGGGAGUAUACUUACACUUAAAAAAAAAAGGAGAAAAUAUUCUGAAAGAUUUAAGGACUUGCCAUUUGCUGCUCUUAACUUUCUGAUUUCAGAAAGGCAAUUUGAACAUUCCUCUUGAGACUUUAUAAUGAAAGAGCUCUAUUUAUUAAUUUAUAUUUGCCUUUGCAAUGCACACAAUUAUGAAUGCUAUUUUUCUAAACUCUAGGAAACCUCUGUUCUCAGGAUGUGCAGGAUUGUAAUCUGAUUUACAUGGAGAGGUAUGCAAUUAAACUUGCAAAGCUGUUGAUUCUGACAAUAACCAUUUGAGUGGUAACUGGCAUAACUGCAUCUAAACUGAAAUAGAAUUUUACAACUUAGACAUGCAGGAGAAUUUUCAAGUACAGCCCAGUGUAACAAUGUUUACAUAAAGUAAAGCUAUCAUUUCAAUUUUUUUUAAAUGAAGUUCAUAUACUUUGAAAUGUAAGAAUUCUCUCUUUGUUCUAAUUUAAUUUUUCAAAUUCUGUUAAGUAAAUUGUGUUCUAAAUCAGCCUUAUCUAUCACUAUUUCUUAAAAGAAGCUUGUUCUUUUGUGCCGUUUCCCUUGAUGUUAAAUAUCUGAGUCCUAGAUAAGUAAUAUAAAAAGCCUGGUAUUGUUAGCAUUGGAGUGGGUUAAAACAUUGUCAGGAUAAUUGUCCUUUGCUAUUUUGGAAGUUCAUUUUGUCUGUCUGUAAACGUGCAAGAGGAAAGCUUGACAUUGAUAGAAGACAGAAAAUUCUGAUCUCGCGUGCAAAAGCACAGGUCGGACUGUAAAGUUGGGAAUGUGAUYUUUAUUGUUCAUUAAAUGGAAACAAAUUGCAGGUAACUGAUAGGCUUAACAUUUUGUACCUCCUGAAAGAGUCAGUGUUUUAAAAGCAUUUUGCUGCUUCUGUUGCUGACAAGCACUUUCAAGUAAAGGCAGCAGAGCACCAUUGGGCCUUGGAYUUAAUGCUAAGUAUGUUCAGGGGUGUCUUCCUUUGUGUUCACACACCAGUCUUUUUGCUCUCCUUUAACAUGUUGCACCUCUUUUGUGCUAAGUUGUCUUCUGUGGUCUCUGUGAGUGCCCACAUAAUCUGAAUUCAGAGUARUGAAUGAAUUACCGUGUAAUGCCAGUAAGUACAAGUGUCCUAACAACAUUAAUACUACGAAGUGCACAAAUUAAUCAAGUAGCAAAGUCUGAAAUUAAUAACUGUAUAUACAAAAGAAGGGAAGGGUCACAUUUUUUUGCUAGCUUAGCAAAUUUAGUAAUAUUUGAGGCUUGGCAAUAGGGUUGAGCUCUUCCUUAUUAGUUUGGGGAUCUGUAUGCACAUACCUGCAAGUGAUAGCUCUUCCCCCACCCUUUUUCUUUGUAUUUUU